CGCUCCGACGCCGCCAGCGCCCCGCGCGCCCCCCCGCCCGCCGCCUGCCAUGCCCGUGGUCAGACAAAGGGGCUCCAAGGGCGGCCACGGCCCCGUGAGCCCCGCGGACAGGGGCGCCCACCCGACGGGCGGCGCGGAUGACGUGGCCAAGAAGCCGCCGCCCGCGCCGCAGCCGCCGCCGCCGCCGCCGCCGCAGCCGCAGCAGCAGCACCAGCAGCACCAGCCGCACGGCCGGGCCGGCCACCGCGCCCGGGCCAACCCCGCCGCCGGCGCCCCGGCCUGCUGCCCGCGUCCCCUGGGCCGCGCGCUCGGCCUGCUCUUCUACCUCGCGCUGGCCGCCGCCGCCGCCUUCUCGGGCUGGUGCGUCCACCACGUCCUGGACGAGGUGCAGCAGGUCCGGCGCAGCCACCAGGACCUGGCCCGGCAGCGCGAGGAGCUGGGCCGGGGCUUGCAGGGCGUCGAGCAGAAGGUGCAUUCCCUGCAGACCACCUUCGGCGCCUUCGAGUCGGUCCUGCGGAGCGCGCAGCACCGGCAGGAGGCCACCGAGAAGGCGGUGAAGCAAGGGGAGAGCGAGCUGAACCGCAUCAGCGAGGUGCUGCAGAAGCUGCAGAACGAGAUCCUCAAGGACCUGUCGGACGGCAUCCACGUGGUGCGGGACGCGCGCGAGCGGGACUUCACGUCGCUGGAGAACACGGUGGAGGAGCGGCUGACGGAGCUCACCAAGUCCAUCAACGACAACAUCGCCCUCUUCACCGACGUGCAGGCGCGCAGCCAGCAGGAGAUCAGCGAGGUGAAGGCCAAGGUGGCGGGGCUGGGGGCGCUCGAGGGGGCCCCGGGGGAGCUGCAGGCGCUGCGGGAGGCCGUGCGGGAGCUGCAGGCGGCCGCCCAGCCCCGCGCUGGCGAGCUGGAGGCGCUGCGGGGCGCCCUGGGCGCGCUGGAGUCCGACGUGUACACCGAGGUCAAGGAGCUGGUGAGCCUCAAGCAGGAGCAGCAGAAGUCCCGGGAGGCGGCCGAGACGCAGCGCCUGGCCCUGCGCGCCCUGGAGGACCGGGUGGCCCCGCUGCCCGGGCAGCUCGAGAGAUUGGAGGAGGAGCUGCGGCAGCGGCCGGCCCCCGCCCCCGCCGGGGACACCCCCCAACCCGGCGCCUGGGAAGCCCUGCAGAGAGAGAGCCGGGACCUGGACGCGCGGCUGCAGAGUGUGGAGAGCGGAGUGGCCGCGGCCGAGGAGGUGUCCGUCCGGCAGGCCCGAGGCCUGGAGACGCUGGCGUCCAGGAGCGAGGAGCAGGAGCGGCGUCUGGCCGCGCUGCAGGAGCACCUGGAGAGCCUGGGCGCCUCCCCGGAGGCGGAGGCGGGGGGCCUGGCCAGCACGGUGCGCAGCCUCGGGGAGGCCCAGCAGGCCCUGGCCGGGGACCUGGAGGAGCUGAAGCGCAGCGUGGGCGAGCUGCCCGGCACGGCGGGCGCGCUGCAGCAGGUGCAGGAGCAGGUGCGCACCCUGCUCGCCCGGGACCCCGCGCCGCCCCCCGACCUGCUGGGCCGCCUGGCCUCGCUGGACAGUCUCAAGGCCUCCGUGGGCCAGGUGGAGGCGGACUUGAAGAUGCUCAGGACUGCCGUGGACAGCCUGGUGGCUUACUCGGUGAAGAUCGAGACCAACGAGAACAACCUGGAGUCGGCCAAGGGCUUGCUGGAGGACCUUCGCAGCGACCUGGACAGGCUCUUCCUGAAGGUCGAGAAGAUCCACGAGAAAGUGUGACGGGGACCCGGGCGUGGGGCGCGGGGGUUCAGCUC
Molecule: messenger RNA, 1785 nt
Organism: Sorex fumeus (smoky shrew)
Lineage: Eukaryota; Metazoa; Chordata; Mammalia; Eulipotyphla; Soricidae
Gene: CKAP4
Product: cytoskeleton associated protein 4
Exons: 2
Coding region: 50-1750 (566 amino acids)
Cellular component (GO): rough endoplasmic reticulum
Source: RefSeq, a predicted model, not a curated record